Venustampulla echinocandica is the source of this 2733-nucleotide messenger RNA. RefSeq lists its product as uncharacterized. The record is from RefSeq and is a predicted model, not a curated record. The coding region runs from base 1 to 2733 and encodes 910 amino acids. The transcript has 3 exons. Lineage: Eukaryota; Fungi; Ascomycota; Leotiomycetes; Helotiales; Pleuroascaceae.
AUGUCCGGGCAUGGUGCGCCCUCGGAGGAGGUCCCGGGUGCGAGCGACGCCCGGUUGAGUCUCGAUCAGACGUUCAAUCAUCCCGCGGGACUGCGAACUGCGAGGCACAUCGUGGAAGCGCUCCUCGAGAGAGCAGAGAUAUCCUCCGGUAGCAUCAUCCACAGACUGCCAGGAGAGAGGAGCUCGCAGACAUCGCAUGCACUGUUUGGCUCAAAUCCAGCCGUCAUGGAUGAUCUCAAGGAGAUACUUGCUUUUCGGGAAUCACCAUUUUCAAACGCGGGACGGAGCGAGGUUGAGGCUCGGGCAGGUAGUGUCACUCUGGGUGAUAGCAGAAGCAACCCGAGGUAUCCAAAUAAAAAUUAUUCCGCAUCAUCUUCCACUCUCACCUCCACCUCCACCGCCCGAACAAUCCUCCAACACCAAGGACACUCGUAUGCUAGGGAAGCAUGUCACAGAGACGGACACGCUUAUCCUGAUACGCAAUUUGCCGUCGAGAGCCGACCGCCUUCCACAGGACCUGCCUCUUCGUCGCUCGAUUCCGAAAACACCUCACAACCUCACCUUCCACAUCAUAUCGAACACCAAAGGUCAAGCGACGCCAAGGCCGAGUUUCUUCGCAGUAAAACAAUUGGGGAUACCACUGAGGGAGAGGAGGAAUCUACAGCGCUGAUUAGGUCAACUUUAUCCCAGACCCUCAGGAACUCACCAACCUCGGCCUUGCCGUCGACUCCUAAGACUCGUCGGCUGUCAUCUGGGCCUGCUAGUCUUGAUCUCCCCGCCAUAAGCCCUUCGUCGGCUUCUCGACCGCCUCCAUCUUCCACGGCUCAUCACCUUUUACCGCCUCUCGAUCUCGCCUCAAAUCAAGCAACCCGGUUAGGGUUCAACCCGUUCCAUACUAUCAAAGGCUUUCUGCCCGUCAAUAAGGCAAACGAAGCCAGCUAUUCGGCUAACAAACAGUUAACGCAAGCGCGUACGCUCUCAUCGAAUACUUUGCCAGCUCUCGGGACAGACGACGCUCUAAGACCAUCCAUUAUGGCUAAUACAACUGUAUUUGGGAAACAAACGGCUUCAGUGGCUGGAGAAGAAGCUACCCACGCGCAUCUCUCAACCUCCAAUUCCUCGGCGUCACCGACUCCCUGCCACAUUUUCUCCCAAACCACACUUGACUUCUCCCUUUCUGGUGAGUAUCAAAGUACUAUAACGAAAGGUCCACGUAAGAAGUCGGCUCCAAGAAAGCGCAAGGCGAAGGAGCUAUUGGGCCAAGACAUCUGGAUGCGAAUUCUUGAGUUCACCCCACCCACAUUCCUCAAAAAGGCCCGUCUCAUCAACCGAGAAUUCAAGGGUAUGGUGGACAAGUUCGACUCUAUCUUUGUGAAUUGUCGCAAGGAGAAUUAUGGUUGGGAUAUGCCUCCGCCUCCUCCCGGGAUGACGGAGAGACAAUAUAGCGACUUGCUCGGGGGCAAAGGUUGCCAGGAACCAGGCUGCGACAAUAAGAAAGCAACCCGGACGUAUUGGUCCUGGGCAAAGCGAUGGUGUUCUGAUUGCUGGGAGCACCGUAUUGAGAGAGAGGACCGCAUCUUCAAAAGGCUAUCGGCCAUUUACAGCAGGACGACACUAGUUAAGAUGCUAGAGUCCAUUCCCAUAGCAAUCCACGAUUCGUUCGUUAAACCGCACGACUACAUCGACGAUGUCGAAUCCCGAUCCCGUGGCCCCCCGCGCCUCUACAAGUGUUACUUAACUGAUGAUUUGUCCGAAAUCAUGGAAGAGUACGAGGCCCUGACCCCGCCGCCUUACAAGGACGAUCCGACCCAUACCCCUGCUCAGAAAUCAGCUGCUCUCGCCGCGCACAAGGUCCUGAUGGAUGCGUUGGACGACAAACGCUCUGAAUUCUUCGCUGCCAAGAAGGCAAAGAAUGAUGAACACAUGGCAAAGGUCAUGAAGAUCGAAGUUGCUAUCAGAAAUAAGCGACAAUUGGAACGUAUACCCAGAGAUAAAGCUCGAAGAUCUCGUAUCGCUUUAUUUACUCGCCGAGCUCAGGAGGAUCUCCCGCAUCUUAGCGUUGAUUUCGUACAAAAGACGCUUUCAUUUAAGGCUGCCUGUCGCAUUUACCGUGAUGGCGGCACUGAGCGCGGAUGGCGUGCACUGAAGCCAAAGAUUGAGAGGGAAUGGGAGGAAUCCGAUCAGAACCCGGCCAAUGGCACUACAGAGGAUCUACCAACCUCACAGAACGCUGCCACAGGCGAAUUUGAGAGUGGCAUUGAUGAGCCUGAAGACUUCGAGCUGCAUCAAGCUGAUAUGAUGUCCAUGAACAAUGAGCAGUAUGCUUCUUUCCGCAACCGCACUGAGCAUCAAGUCCUUCCCCGACCUAAUAAUUUCCCAAACAUGGGAUCUGGAGCUUCCACACCAGGAAUCCUUGGGUCAGUCAUCAACCAUCGCAACAACUUCUUUGGGCUUGCCUCUUCUCAUCAGUCGGCAUUCUCCCGCACGACCCUUCCGUAUCCUGGUCAAAACCUCCCAAACAGCCAUGUUCCGUCUUCAUCUCGUCCAUCGCCAGUGGUUGCCAGCUACAUAUCGCUUUUCCCCCACAUGAAUCAAAACUCCUCUGCUAAUCUUUCUGGAUUGCCUCGGCCAAACCCAGCGACGCUCAACGCGCUGAGCACCCACAUCCCAGUCAACUCUCUGCUUCGGCCACCAACUCCUGCAGGAGGCCCGAAGUGCUUUCCUUUUAUUUGA